Messenger RNA from Culex pipiens pallens (northern house mosquito), 1863 nucleotides. RefSeq names its product hydroxylysine kinase. The record is from RefSeq and is a predicted model, not a curated record. Bases 338 to 1522 code for a protein of 394 amino acids. Gene Ontology annotation, molecular function: amino acid kinase activity. NCBI's taxonomy places the organism in Eukaryota, Metazoa, Arthropoda, Insecta, Diptera, Culicidae. The transcript has 3 exons.
UCUUGCCUUCUACGUAUUGGUUUGUUAAGGUUGAAGUAUCUACGAAUUGCGUUUGCAUUCCGUCUUUAGCCUCUCGUUUGAGUUAUUUAUCGUCUUCUUCUUUCAUUAUCGCAUCAGACAAGAGUAAGUCUUGCUCGUAGAUGUUGCGCCCAACCAAGCUGACGACUUCAGUGCCUGCUACGACGACCACCACGUUCAGUGCUGUGCGACGACGCCAUCUAGACGUAGUAACCGCAGUCUUGUUUUGGUUCGUUCCAAAGUAGGUCGUCGUUGGUUGGUACCUGCGGGCUACUGUGAUCCAGCGAUUUCUCGAAACCACCUUCUCAAAAACAUCGUCAUGAUGGAAAUGAAAACCAUCCAGAAAAAGCGCCCUUCGGCAACUUCGGCCGAGGGACCGGAAGGGGAAAACGGUCACGACAAGCCGGAAACGCUGAAACCGGGCUCGAAGAUACGACCCACUGUGACCGAGGAGGACGUCCGUAAGCUGCUGGAACGGCUGUAUGGUAUCAUCGUGCUGGAGAUGUGCGAGCUGGACUCGUACGACGACAAGAACUUCCUCUUGCAGGCAGAUCGCGCUGUAAAAAACCCGAUCCUCAAAACGGUCAGCGCCAACGGGUACGUGCUGAAGAUCGCCAACACGCUCGACUCGCAGGACGAGGGCUUCUUCGAGGGCCAGCGCGAAGUCAUGGAGCAGUUGCACGGGCGUGGCAUUCACUGCCCACGGCCGGCCCAGAACAUCUACGGCCGGUACCACUCGGUGGAGUCACUCGGCGAGAGUCGCCACGUGGUACGGCUGCUGGAAUUUCUGCCGGGGAAGGUCUUCCACGGCGUUCCCCAUCCGGAUCGGUUGUUCUACCAGGCGGGACUGUUCAUCGCGAAGAUCGAUGCUGUGCUGAAGCAAAUCAACCACGAAGGCAUCAUGCGACGGCAAUCAAUUUGGAUGUUGGACAACUUCCUUCAGCUAAAGGACUUUCUGUACGUGAUCAAGGACGAACAGCACAAGGAUAUCAUUGAGCAGGUGCUGGAAGCGUUCGAGAAGCGAAUCAUCGCCAGCAAAGACCAGUUCGAGCGGGGUGUCAUCUACGGAGACUUCAACGAGCACAACAUCAUCGUGAACCGGAAGGAGGAAAACUCCAAGGAGUAUGACAUUGCCGGAAUCAUCGACUUUGGCGACGUGUGCCAUUCGUUGUACGUGUUUGAGCUGGCCAUCGCCAUGACGUAUAUGAUGCUGGAAUCGGCCGACCUGGACACCGGCGGGCUCGUCCUGGCCGGGUACGGAAUGCUUCGGUUGAUUCCACAGCAUGAAAAAGAAGUCCUCAGGGUUGCGAUCGCCGCUCGGUUGUGCCAAAGUCUCGUCCUGGGCCUGUACACCUCGACGGUGGACGAGUCCAAUCAGUACAUUCUGUCCAGUCAAACGCGCGGCUGGAGUUUGCUCGAAGCACUGUGGGCGGAAAAGGACAAGGACAUUCUGGAGCGGUGGGAUCGAGUAUCGGAGCAGUAUCUCACGCGAAGCACCAAGUGAACGACCAGCAACGAAGCAAUGCAGAACAAAGAUUUCCCAAAAGUAUAUCACAUUAUUGUUAACAUGCAACCGCACAAUUUUUAACAUGCCUUUUACGCAAAGCAAAGCAAUUAUACGACUGUAGUUUUCGGUAGAGUUAGUGUGAUAAGUAGCAACAAUAAGCAAUUAGUCUAGCAUCAUAUGUAUGCCAGACGGCACAGUCCAAAAGUGUAGAACCUUAUUGAUAUUCCUUUUUAGGAGUUAGUUAAAACUUUCUCUGCGAUCAAUGGCAGUUUUUAUCAACGUACGUAAGUAGAUUAUCUUUAAAAAUGUAAUAAAACUUGUUUUCCUCAUCCAUCGGA